AUGACAGGCGUCUCAAAAGAUGGCGAGAAUGCCAUUAUCAUUGUCUACGUGCUCACAACCGUCGCCACGAUAUGCGCUGCCAUGCGAUUCAAGAUUCGGUGGCACGGCCAGCUUGGCGCUGACGACUAUCUUCUCGCAUUCUCACUCGUUUUGAUAUGGCUACAAGCAGUCGGGAACACACUUUUGGCUGUCAAAGGUGGCAUGGGCAGGCCGAUGGCGACACUGAGCGAGGGCGAAAUAGAGUGGCUUUUCAAGAUGUUCUAUGCCCCAGAGAUUGGGUACACGCUGCUCACGGGUGUGCUCAAGCUCUCGAUUCUCCUCUCGUACAAGCGCAUCUUUGGCCACAUGCGCAAGAUCCUCGUCUACAUCCACGUGCUCAUGGGGCUUGCGGCUGGCUGGCUAGUGUCGUGCCUGUUUGUCAUCAUCUUCCAGUGCUGGCCCAUCCACAAGGUCUGGAAGCCCCUGACGCCUGGCGGCUGCAUCGACUUGCUGGCCUUUCUGUGGGCGACGAGUGUCUCGAACUUUAUCAUCGACUGGCUCAUUCUGAGCGUGCCCCUGAUUCCCAUCUGGAAGUUACAAAUGACUCCCAUCAAGAAGGUCUUUGUGGCGGGUUCCUUUGCGCUGGGAUCAAUUGCUUGCAUCACGAGUACCGUCCGCGCGGCCGUCACUGGUACGAUAGAUGUGACGGACAUGUCGAAAUCCGUGUUCAUGGCAUCCAUCUGGACUUACAUCGAACCCACUGUCGCCAUCGUCUCCGCCUGCCUUCCCUUCUUCAGCAAGUUCUUCACGGAGAAGGUCAGGAAUAUUGGCACCAAGGGACGCAGCAUGGGCAACAAGUACUCCAAGAACGGUUCCGAUUUUGAGAAGGGGGAGGGCCACAUCACAAAGAAGACAACCACGACGGUGUCCGGAGAGUCGCGCGGCGUGCGCAACCAACACGAGCUGGUGAACUACUCUGUCCGCGUGGGAGCCACACCCGAUGGCCACCUGCGGCUUCACAGCGACUCCAGUACGUCGCUCGUAUAG
Messenger RNA from Emericellopsis atlantica, 1026 nucleotides. RefSeq lists its product as uncharacterized. The coding region runs from base 1 to 1026 and encodes 341 amino acids. The transcript is spliced from 5 exons. The record is from RefSeq and is a predicted model, not a curated record. NCBI's taxonomy places the organism in Eukaryota, Fungi, Ascomycota, Sordariomycetes, Hypocreales, Bionectriaceae.